This is a messenger RNA of Pelobates cultripes (western spadefoot toad), 438 nucleotides long. The record is from the annotation of a GenBank genome assembly. Lineage: Eukaryota; Metazoa; Chordata; Amphibia; Anura; Pelobatidae.
AUGGCCACCGCACCCAUUACAAGCAGAAGAACAGAAGCGGCAGCAUUAGAGCAACGGCCGGGCACUUUCCACAAACCGAAGCAGACCAGACCACCAAGCACUGACAGCGGUCCGCAAACAUCUUCAUCAUGUGGGCUCGGUUCAUCUUUACACUGCCUGAGGCAACAUCUUUCACCGCUACUGGCGGAGCUGUGGGGACUUAAAUGGGACUCCAACCCUGCUCAAAAAAGAGGAGAAACAGGGCACGAGAACAGGCUUCAUUUUAUUCCAGAGGGUGAUGCAAGCAGACACGGGAGAUCUAUUGCACUCCUGGCCAACAAGUACCCAAGCUACCCAGCGAUCAAAGUGAAACAUAAGGGACUUGAGUACAGCCAGGACGCCAGCCAGAUCAGCAUAGCUGCAGGAACAACUAAGCAGUUACUAAUCCUAUAUAAUUAA